AUGGCCAGAUCUUGCCAGCGCAGGAAAUCCGAGUGGAGCCCCAACGCCCCAUCCCCGGAGGCCGAUAGAGAUGUCCCUCGUCCAUCCCGGGAGGCCGGCACCAGGACUCGACCGAGGGUCGCCAGACGCGCCGACUUCGGCGGUUUCCGGAGGGGCCAGGGGCGCGCCUGGUGGAAGGUGAGAGGCGGAGUUGCUCGGUUCUGGGCAGAGACCAAAGGAAUGAGUAAUUGGAAAUUCGGGAACGUAGCCCCUUACCCCGAGCCCUUUAGCUCUUUCACCCCAAACCCCCUGCGGAGAGGCGAAGGGACUGGAGACAGGGAGACGGACCGUGGAGAAGCCAGUGCAAAAGGAGAAGAGGGAGCGAGGAGCGGCUGGGGCGCGAGCUCCUGCCUUCCCCCGCGGCGCCCGGCCGCUGGCAGCCUCGUGCGCUCGCCGGGGUCGCCGCUCUCCGGUCCCGCGCGCACCAUGUGGCAGGCGACCCGGCCCUUACCCCGCGCGCCCUGGCGUUGGGCGCUGGCGCUGCUGGCCCUUGGCGGCGUGGAGCUGUGCCACGCCGGCCCGCAGCCCGCGUACCCCGCGCGGCCCAGCGCCAGGAACAAGAACUGGUGCGCCUACAUCGUGAACAAGAACGUGAGCUGCUCGGUGCUGGAGGGAAGCGAGAGUUUUAUCCAGGCUCAGUACAACUGUGCCUGGAACCAGAUGCCCUGUCCGUCGGCGCUGGUGUAAGUUCUGGAGCAGAGCA
Molecule: messenger RNA, 742 nt
Organism: Castor canadensis (American beaver)
Lineage: Eukaryota; Metazoa; Chordata; Mammalia; Rodentia; Castoridae
Source: RefSeq, a predicted model, not a curated record